GUUCAGGUUGUUAGACCAGAGACCAGUCAGCGACUCUUCAGCUCCAACUAGCAGGACCACCUCUCGUCAGUGUCUCUGACAACGCUAUAGAUAAAUAUGUCCAAGUUGGAGCAAAUCCUUCUUCUCGAUCCCCCCUGUGACCUCAGAUUUAAAGGUCCCUUCACUGAUGUGGUCACCACCAACCUGAAGCUGAAAAACCCAUCUGAUAGAAGAGUAUGUUUCAAAGUGAAGACCACAGCUCCCAAGAGAUACUGUGUACGGCCCAACAGCGGCAUCAUCGAUGUAGGUGCUACCGUCACCAUCUCUGUCAUGCUCCAGCCCUUCGACUACGACCCCAACGAGAAAAGUAAACACAAAUUCAUGGUCCAGAGUAUCUUUGCGCCUCCUAAUGUGGCUGAGAUGGAUGCAAUGUGGAAAGAUGUGAAACCUCAUGACCUCAUGGAUUCCAAGCUGAGAUGUGUAUUCGACCUGCCUUCUGAAAACAAUGAGGUGAUUGACGUGGAUUUGAGCAGCCACGCGACGCCUCCCGUGCAGAACUCGCCCAAGGCUGCUCCCGUGCUGACAGCGGCGAAGACCGCCAGCGUCUCGACGAACGCCUCUGAGAUGAGGAAACUCACAGAGGAAUGCAAGAGACUUCAGGCUGAGAUGGACAAGCUGACCGCCGAAAACCGUCAACUCAAGGACGACGGUGUUAGAAUGAGAAGGGCUGCCCAGCGUUCUGACCACAUGACAUCAAACCAGACGAGCUCCUCCUCCUCCAUGAUGCAACAGACGACCGCCGCCUCCCUCCCCUCUCUCCUCGUUGUCAUAGCAGCCAUCUUCAUCGGAUUCUUCAUCGGGAAGUUCAUCUUGUAAACUGUAGCUGGCUCUGAAAUGACACCUUUAUUUCCUAUUUUGUGCACUAUUUUGUUUUUGUUGAGCAGAACCGAUAGUCCCAUAGGGGCCUCUGGUUCAAAGUAGGGCACUACAUAGGGAAUAGGGUGCCAUUUCGGCAGCGUGCCCCGGGAGACGCGAGACGCCUGCCGUAUCUAAUGACAACCCCUCGGCUCCUGAAUCAAAAGGCCGAACGGGUGGAACUGACUAACCAGGACGGAAAGACUUUGUGUUGACUUUGUCAUAUCAGAAGUAGUGUCUGCAGUGGCCAUGUUGUCUGUCUGCCCCCACUGCCUUUCUACAAGCCUUUACACAUGGUUAGUGUACACACAGAGGAGAGAGAGAGAGGAAGGAAGAUAACGAAAAAGAGGCUUCCGUUUAGUUUUUCUGCUUUUGUUUUUGGAUGGAUGGACAGACAGCCUAAGUGCAGGUAUGAGAUGUACGUACCGAAUAGCACCUUAUUCCCUGUAUAGUACACUACUUCUAAUGGUCCUGGUCAACAGUAGUGCACUACACAAGGAAUAGGGGACACACAGGAAGUGGUACACUAUCAAUCAACACGGAGGACAGUUUAUGACGUGCCUAGGCCCUGUUAGAGUACUUUAACGCACCGUUCCUACCUUAUGAGGUAAGCAUAGCUCCAUAAGUGGUUAGAUAGGUGAAAAGCCCCCCCUAUUACUUUAACCAAUUCAGAUCUGUGAUUCCUUCAAGGAAGAUGGGUAGGAAGGAAUUUAUGCAUGAUGGGUAGGAAGGAACUAUGCAUGAUGGGUAAGGAAAUUUAUGCAUGAUGGGUAGGAAGGAACUAUGCAUGAUGGGUAGGAAGGAACUAUGCAUGAUGGGUAGGAAGGAACUAUGCAUGAUGGGUAGGAAGGAACUUAUGCAUGAUGGGUAGGAAGGAACUUAUGCAUGAUGGGUAGGAAGGAACUUAUGCAUGAUGGGUAGGAAGGAACUUAUGCAUGAUGGGUAGGAAGGAACUUAUGCAUGAUGGGUAGGAAGGAACUUAUGCAUGAUGGGUAGGAAAGGGAACUAUGCAUUUCUUAAGUAUUGGAACACGGUCCUAGUCACCAUGGGGGCAUGAAGCAGUUGAAUAAACCAAUCGUCUUCUCUCGCUCUCUCCCUCUUUUUUUUUAUUAUAAAAAAUAGAACUUGAAUGAAAUGUUAAGUGAAAAAUGUUAUUUUAAUCCUUUUUUUAAUCUAAAAAGGAGAGAACUACUUCUUCCGUUGUCCAACACCGACCACCUCGCUACUUAUUGCAGGAUAGCCUCUGAUUUAGUCCAUACCAAAUGGUACUCCUAUUCCCUGUAUCAUGUCCCGCUUUCCACCAGGGCCCGUAGGGCGAUCUGGUAUAAAGUAGUGCACUACAUGGAUGUAUUGACGGACAGAUAGAUGGGGUGCCAUUUGGGACGGAGACGUCGACUACUUGAUUUGUUCAGUUUAGUCAUUUCUACUUUUUCUCUGGGAAAUGUUUCUAGUCCAUUUGGGACAUAGAUUCUUCCCUACUUCCUGUCCACUCCUAUGCCUACUUUCUGUCCACUUCUAUCCCUACUUUCUGUCCACUUCUAUCCCUACUUCCUGUCCACUCCUAUCCCUACUUCCUGUCCACUCCUAUCCCUACUUCCUGUCCAAUCCUAUCCCUGACGAUACGAAUGCAGACUUUAUUAUUAUUAUUAUAGUUUUUCUCUCAUCAUAUUACACCCCUCCUUACCUUCUGAGGCAAAUGUUCUUAACCCCGUCCCUCCCAUGGUAUUAAGCAUUGAAGAAAUAAAACUGAAAACAAUG
This is a messenger RNA of Oncorhynchus masou masou (cherry salmon), 2652 nucleotides long. RefSeq names its product vesicle-associated membrane protein-associated protein A-like. Gene Ontology annotation, cellular component: plasma membrane; endoplasmic reticulum membrane. Gene Ontology annotation, biological process: neuron projection development. Bases 97 to 855 code for a protein of 252 amino acids. Gene Ontology annotation, molecular function: FFAT motif binding. The record is from RefSeq and is a predicted model, not a curated record. The transcript is spliced from 6 exons. Lineage: Eukaryota; Metazoa; Chordata; Actinopteri; Salmoniformes; Salmonidae.